Messenger RNA from Theobroma umbraticum, 1407 nucleotides. It is a transcript of the gene NUDX13, whose product is annotated as nudix hydrolase homolog 13. The record is from RefSeq and is a predicted model, not a curated record. Gene Ontology annotation, molecular function: pyrophosphatase activity. Lineage: Eukaryota; Viridiplantae; Streptophyta; Magnoliopsida; Malvales; Malvaceae. Gene Ontology annotation, cellular component: cytoplasm; nucleus.
GUUGACAGUAAUUAUAAAUGGCAUACUGUUGCACUGGCCCCGCGGAAAUCUCUGGCUCCCUUCCAUUGUUUCCUUUCUCUGUUCCUUCGUUUAUUUGCGUAGUGAAAAGAUAGAGAAGAAACAAACUGUUUUAUUCAGUUUCAAUCAUUUUUCCUUUUUUUUCCUGGUCACAAGUAGUUUCUGUCAGAGCCAAAAGUGAUAAGGUUCGUUCGACAGGAUAGAAAGAAAGAGAGUUAGACAUAGAUAGAUAUAUAUGUUUAUGACAUACACAUGCAUUGAAAGAUUUGUGUUGGGUUUUUUUUUUUUUUCUUUUGCUUUUAAUCUUCUGAUCGUGGGAUUAUGAUUGUUUGAAAGAUAGAUUGCAGCUUCUCGUUUGACAUUUCUGGUUAUGAAAGCUGCUGCUGCCUUUGUUUCUUCAAAGUCCACCUCCACCGUUGCCUCUUGGUGCUCUCAACUUUCUUACUGCUUCUUCCUUCUUUCUUGGCUUUGGGUUUGAUUGGUUGCUGCCUCCGUACCAAAGGAAUAUCAUCAUGUCAGGUUUCCUAGCAAGAACAGGGAGACACCGCCAACGGUAUGAUGAGAAUAACUUUCGACUUGUUUCUGGAUGUAUUCCCUACAGGCUGACAGAGGAAGAAAAGGAUGUUGACGGGGAAAGCCGGAUAGAAGUUCUCAUGAUCUCUUCACCAAAUCGUAGUGAUUUAGUCUUCCCAAAGGGUGGAUGGGAGGAUGACGAGACUGUUGCAGAAGCAGCACGUCGUGAAGCCUUAGAAGAAGCAGGAGUUAGAGGAAUAUUAAGAGAAAUUCCUCUAGGAGUAUGGGAGUUUAGAAGCAAGAGCAGGCAGGACCUUUGCACCCUGGAAGGAAGCUGCAGAGGGUUCAUGUUUGCAUUAGAGGUGACCGAGGAGCUUGACAUCUGGCCAGAGCAGAAAGACCGAGAUAGGAUUUGGUUAAAUGCAAAAGAGGCCUUUCGACUCUGCCGAUACGACUGGAUGCGGAGGGCACUGGAGGAGUUUCUGAGAGUUAUGGCAGAAGAUGAAGAACUCAAGCUGGAGGAGGAGGAAGAGGAGGAGGAGCUAGUUGAGCCCCCAUCCAUUCCAGUAUCUGAUGUUGUGGCAGACUGUCAAGUCAUGGCUGCAAAUUGCUAUGUAAAACCUUCCAAUGCCCAGCAUCAUCAUGGCUUGAGUGCUAUAAGCUCACCCUGGCACAUCCCUCUCAAAAGGUUGCCACUGACAUGAGACAUCGACCUUAGUAGUAGUCAUCCUCUGCCUCUUUUACUAAGAGGGCAACUAGGCUUUCUAUAACUCCAUUAUGUCUGUGACUUCUUCCGGUUUUUAACAGAUCAAAUUUCUGAAGCACCGUACUGGUUUAGAAUGUUUAGUCAUUAAUUAGUGAAAAUCAUUUCCAUUA